GUCUGCUGCCUCUGCUGCAUUCAUGCAGGUUUUGAUUACUAUGCAUGCUACUGAUGUCGAGCUCCUGUCGUGACCCAGCGCUCCAUAGGAGGAGCAAACGAGCUGAGACGUCAGUGCAAAAAAUUAUAGCCAUGCAAGCUAUCCCUGUGCUCAGCUGCUUGGACAGUGCAUACAUGGCUUGUGUGACAGCAACAGCACACAGAAGCAGCAAUGAAAUGCAGUUAGCAAUACAGCUGGGAGACAGGCAGCAAGGCAGGCACUGGUCCAGUGACUAAAAUGAUCCUACCGUGAGCCAGUCUGCAGUGCCUCUAAAAGUGGCUGACUACUACACAGGAGCUCGGCUUUCUCUGCAAUUACACUGUGGUGUUACUGAGUUCCCCUUGGUGACUGCAGUGUGUGUUCUGUUUUUUUUCUUCUUCUUCUUUUUUUUCCUGUCUCCUUCUCUCUCCUCCUGUGUCCUUUUCUCCAGGAUGGCGGAAGCAGAAUUGCACAAGGAAAGGCUCCAAGCCAUAGCAGAGAAAAGGAAAAGGCAGACAGAAAUAGAAGGCAAGAGACAACAGCUUGAGGACCAGAUACUUCAGCUGCAGCAUUUCAAGUCCAAAGCUCUUCGGGAAAAAUGGCUGCUACAGGGAAUUCCUGCUGGCUCUGCAGAAGAGGAAGACGCCAGAAGGAGGCAGUCAGAAGAGGAUGAGCUGAAGGUUAAAAAGCUGGAAGAAAACAUACACAGGUUGGAACAAGAAAUAGAGAAAUUAGAAAGUGAGGAAUCCCAAAUAUCUGCCAAAGAACAAAUCAUUUUGGAGAAGCUGAAGGAGACUGAGCAAUCCUUUGACAACUUGCAAAAGAGGUUCUCACACCAGGAUGGUGAUGCAGUAAAUUACAUUUACUCCCAGAUCCCUGAACUCCCAACCCUCUAUUCACGAACAGCAGAGCCAGUUCCUGGGCGGGACGGAGCAAGCAGAGUAGCUGCUUUGUACACCAUGGAAAUUAAUGUGGAGAAAGACAAACAGACAGGAGAGACCAAGAUUGUCUCUACUUCACCUGUUGGCCCAGGUGGGGCCCAUCAAAAAGGAUUCAAAGUCUAUGAUGAUGGUACCAAGGUAGUCUAUGAGGUUCACUCUGGUGGCACAGUGGUAGAAAAUGGAGUACAUAAAUUAAGCUCAAAGGACGUAGAUGAACUUAUGCAAAAAGCUGGACAAUCAAGUGUAAAAGGGUAUGAAACGAUGACUGUGUCAGACAGAAAUGUGAUAGCAGAUGGAAACUUUAGCCAUAUGAAGGAGCAAAUGCUCUUCAAGGAGGCAAAGCUGGAAAUGGUACGCAAACCCAGCAAAGGGCAUCCUGUGAACCCUCAGCCCCAAGAUAAACCCUGUGAUGGUGGCGAAGCCCCAGAGGCCAGCACAGAUCAGCCAGUGACAAUGAUAUUUAUGGGCUACCAGAACAUCGAUGAUGAAGAGGAAACGAAGAAAGUGCUGGGCUAUGACGAAACGAUCAAGGCAGAGCUGGUCCUGAUCGAUGAAGAUGACGAGAAGUCGCUGCGGGAGAAGACAGUGACAGACAUCUCCACCAUGGAUGGGAAUGCUGCUGAGCUGGUCUCUGGCAGGCCUCUGUCAGACACGACAGAGCCCUCCUCUCCAGAGGGGAAAGAAGAAAGCCUGCCCCUGGAAGCCGCCCCAGGCGAGAGGGAGCUGGAUAUGUUGCCGAUGGACCUGAGAGGACUGUGGCCCUGUGAAAGUCCCCAAGCAGAGGAGAAUGCAAGGAAAUCUUCCAGAAUCCCUGAGGAUGACAUCAGGUUGAGAAAAAACAGAGACCAAAACUGUGCCAAUUUCCUGGAGCCAGCUAGUGUGCUUGCAACAAAGGAGGAGAAAAUGGAAAUUGAAGUUCCAGUUUCUGAACACAAAAGCAUCACCACAGUGGCUUCACCACAUCCAGUAGACAAUCAAACCCACUUCUUUUCCCCUGCUGCCAGCCACAAUGGGCUUAAGGACAGGCAUGAAUCCCUGGACAGUGAAGUUGCUAAAGAGAUCAGAUAUCUAGAUGAAGUGCUGGAGGCAAACUGCUGUGAUUCUGCUGCAGAUAAUACCUUUAAUGGGACAUCCUCCCCUGAACCAAGUGCGGUCUCUGUUGUAGAUGGUUCAGGAACAUCUGUUAAUGUUACCAGCGAUUCAGUACCCGGUGAAAGGGAUGAAAAUGUCGCUGACAAGCAGACACCCUUGGUCGUUGAACAGAGUGAAGCUAGCAUAGAUGAUGAGAACCUGAAAUCUAAUGGCCAUUCUUCAGGGGGAUUGAAAGAAGACACUAGGGACAGUCUGAAGGGGCCAGGGAGUCCUACUUCUUCAAACAGUUCUAGAAGAUCUUCUAAGGAUGGAGAAACAACUUUUACAACCCUUAAGAAAGAGGCUAAGUUUGAACUACGAGCCUUCCAUGAAGACAAAAAGCCAUCUAAGCUCUUUGAAGAGGAUGAUGAGAAGGAAAAAUACAGGGUCCGGAAAGUGAGACCAUCAGAGGAAAUGAUGGAACUUGAAAAGGAAAGGAGGGAACUUAUUAAAAGCCAGGCUGUCAAGAAAAACCCCAGCAUUGCCGCCAAAUGGUGGAACCCUCCCCAAGAGAAGACCUUGGAAGAGCAACUGGAUGAAGAGCAUCUGGAGUCCCACAAGAAGUACAAGGAGCGCAAGGAGAGGCAGCAGCAGCAAGGUGCAACACCACCAUCCCCCAAACAGGUCAGCUACUCCUUUGUACCACCAGAGCCAGUCAAUAUCAAGAAAGAGGAUAUUGUCACAGAGCAAAUUGAUUUCUCAGCUGCCAGGAAGCAGUUCCAGCUAAUGGAGCAUUCAGGUCCACCUCAGGGUCAGGUCCCACCAAGGCGGUCAGGGACACCCAAAAUGUUCUCUAUCAAACCCUUCUACAAGAGCCUCAGUUCUUCGCAUGUAGACAGGCCACUGUCCUCCAUAGCAAGACCUGUUUCUGUCUGUGGACAAGCAGGACAGCUUGAGAAUAAUGAUAUCACUGUUGUCAAAGCACAAAAGGUCUCCUGUACCUCAGAGGAUGAUAUGAAUGCUCAGAGUAACACUACUGAGCCAGUAAGAGAGUUACCAUGUAGUGACAGCUCCAGAAGUGGACAGACCUCAAAACUGUGGCCAGAGGAUGGUGAAUUCAUGAGUGCAAGAGCGGUCUUCACUGUGGUGAAGGAUGACGGACAAGGUGUGCUAGACCAGUUCUCAAAAUCAACCAGCGCCUCUUCCCCUCCAGAGGAGUUAGACUCUGGCUUGGAUGACUUGUCUGUAAGGUCUCAGGAUACCACUGUCUUGGAGACCCUUUCCAAUGACUUCAGCAUGGACAACAUCAGCGACAGCGGUGCCUCCAAUGAGACCAUGAGCGCCCUCCAGGAAAGCUCACUGGCAGAUUUUUCCCUGCCACAGACCCCCCAGACCGACACUCCCGCAGAGUGCAGAGGGGAAGGUGUUUCUAAGUCAUUCAGUGACCCGGGCUUUGACUCACCUUCUUCUACCUUGGCAGACUCCAUGCUGAUUGAUGACCAGCUGGAGUAUCAUGCCGGCCUGCUAGUUCAAAACGCGAUCCAACAAGCCAUAGCCGAGCAGGCAGACAAAACAAGCUGUAAGCAAGAGAAAAUCAUGGCAGAGCAGGAGAUCUCAGUUGAAGGUCAAUCAGCCACUGGGCCAGUGCCAUGCUCUGAGGAGCAGCAGAGCCCCACAUUUGAGCCACCGCAGGUGUCUUCUCCUGUUCAAGAAAAAAGGGACACAAAACCAAAGACAUCAGAAGAGGAAGACUCAGGACUCAGGGAACGGAAGACUUUGCAGCCAUCACCCAUAUCCUCAGCCAGCCAGCCAUUCCUUGUGGAGGAAAAUAGGCAAGAAGUCAGCUAUUUUAGCAAGUAUUCAGAGGCAGCUGAGCUGAGGAGCACCGCCUCCAUCCUUGCCACCCAAGAGCCUGAAGUGACCAUGGGCCCUUUUAAGUUACGGUCGAGGAAGCAGCGGACAUUGUCGAUGAUAGAAGAAGAGAUCAGAGCAGCCCAGGAAAGAGAAGAGGAGCUGAAGAGGCAGAGGCAAGGUCUACAGGUCGCAUCGAGCCCUCUUGUGAAGAAUGCACCACCCCUGCCCACCAGAACAGUGUCUUACAAAACUGCACCAGGAAAGAUAGAGAAGAUCAAGCCUCCUCCAUCUCCAACCACUGAGGGCCCCAUCUCGCAGUCCGAGCCGCUGCCCGAGGAGCCUGCGGGAGCCCAGCGACCUAAGAACUUGAUGCAGACACUGAUGGAGGAUUAUGAAACACACAAAACUAAAAGACGAGAAAGGAUGGAUGAUAGCAGUUACACCUGUAAAUUACUGUCUAGCAAGGUUACUUCUGAGGUACUUUUCAACUGCUUAUUUAUUUUUGCUUCCUCUUGCAUGGUGAUUCCAAAUGCAUGUGGCUGCAAUUUGCAUUUUCAUACUGUGUGCCAGUGCUGUUUGAUAUCAAAACCACAAUGCAAAUGCAUAUGGGCGAUAUUCCUUCUUAUCUCCCAUCAACAAAUAUUUGUGUGGCUGGUUUUCUAACCCUUGGAUUCUCAUUACAAUUUCUGGAGUGGGAGGGAUUGUAAUUAGAGGGAUGGGAGCUGUUGCCCAGAACUGGGACAUUCCUGGGAUGUGAAAUGAGAACUCUUCCACUCUCUAAUCCCUGCUCUCAUUUAGCUGGCAAAGCUAAACCUCAAGCACCCUCUGUUGCUGAAGAAAAAUGCUGUGGCUUUCCUUUAUCUGCAGUUAUAGUGUAUAUAGGAGUAUCAAAAUACACAGCAUUUUGUAAAAAAAAACCAACACACCAAACUUUCAUCUUUGGAAGCACAGUCAAGUCCAAGCUUGCAGUCUCCAUUUGGUGAAUUCUGUGUACUUGUCCUUGUCCCUGUGCAUUGCCAUAUGAUGACUGAUCACAGUCCCACAGCUUAGCACCAAUGUUGGUCUCUGCUUAGAAGAGACCCAGCCUUGCUAAAGAAAGUAUGUUUUCACUGACACUUGGUGUUUUACCACAGUGCGUGAGGCAGAAACUUGCACAGUCUUCAUCCCUACAAAGCUGGACUCUGCCAAAUGCUUCAACUUUAAGAGCAGGAAGUUGAUACCACCUCCAUUUUUGCCAUGUUUUUAGGGAUUUUGUGUUCAACAAUGCAGGCACUUGAAUUACCUGUGAUUUUCUGUGCAGAUGUGUGCAUAAAUCCAGACCUUUCUAAGAGACACAAACGGAUCCUGAUAUUGACGGACAUUCAUCUGUCCAGAAUCAGUGUUUCAUUACAAGCACAUGCUUUCCACUAUUUCUCCAAUUCCGUAACACAUUUUGACCCCAUGAGCUGCUCCAAGACAAGUGCCUGAACGUUUUCUGUCCUCAGAAGUAAAGCAAAGUAAAAUCUAUCCCGUUUCCUAUUCAUGAGUGUGUGUCUGCCUCACUGAUACAGUCCAAUGAUUUAUCUUGUGUGGAACAUCUACAGAGAUUUAGCAGUGUACUUUCCAAGACCUGGUGUUAAACGUAGGCUGGGCCUCUUCUCCCUCAUAAUAUCUGUGAAAUAAUCUUGGUUUUAUGAAUAGUCAGUAACGGCCAGAGCAUUUGAUGUGGUGUAGGAGGCAGAAGCUCGGGUGUGGAUUUUGCAUGCCUAACUCACAGCACCUUCUGCUGGGAACAGUUACAUGUCUUCUUAUAAAAUAGAUAUUGACACAAGGAGUGGUAAGCUGGAAAAGAAUGAGUGUAAGUGGGAAAGGUGGGAAAGAUGAAAACUGCAGUUGUAAAAAACUGUGAUUUUCUAUGCAGGUGAAAAUGUGCCACCUGCGUAAUCUCCAUUAUUAAGCCUCAGUCUCAUGAAACCAUUUUUCAGUCCCAAUCCUUUUGAUACAGGUUCUCAGCUGCAGUCAGAAAUCUCCGCAAAAAACAAGGCUUAUCAGCACUGCAGCAGUCCGCUACCACUGUUAAAUGGGGAGUAUUCGCUGCAAACCUAAGCUGGACGGUUAUUUCAGACUUAGAAGCAACACUCAGGACACCACCGCUUCCCCUCCUUAGUCGACCCUCGUAGCUGAGCACUGGUCUGUCGCGGGAGCCCCCCUGGUCCCCCGCAGUGCAGGCAGGUUUUAGCAGGCUUCGUUUUAGUCAGCAGCAGCAGCCCCUGAGGCUGGUGGCGGGCAGGGACUCUCGUAUGGUCAAGCUCAUAUAGCUCCGCUCAUAUACGCAGCCCAACAGCAGUAAUGAACAGCUGCAUCUGAAGUUAAGCUGGAUGCUCACAAACUACAUUAGUCUUUACUACUAUUUCAUUCGUCCGAUGUGUUUUAUCACCUUGAAAAUCUUAGAGCUGGUGUUAAAAGCACAUCCUUUUAUUGUUUUAAAGAGGCGGCUGAUAACCCGUAUGCCUGCACAUGUACACGUUGUUUUUAUCCUUAAAGUCCUCUGCUUUUGUCUUUAAAACUAUAAUUAUGUUUAAAUUUAACAGGCAUUAUCCUGAGUUUACUUUAUGCCCACCAUGCUGUAGGAGAUACUGCAGUAAAGUAAUAGUUAUGGAAUUUUUAAAAGUGACUGCUGAAAAUUCAGGCACUACAAGGUAGAAAACCAACAGACUGUACUGGAUGGCAGAGGACACAUAGUUUGUGUUCUAACAGUGACCAGCAGCAGCAGUAACAGGUUCUUUCUUCAGAUAUAUAAAUUUUUGUUUCAGAUUCCCUGCUCCUCACUGUGCUCACUAAAUUUCUGAUAUAUCCAGGGUUUAGCACUAUGUAGGUACAGUAAAGAAAAAAUCUUUACACUGGAGGAAUAGAUGCUAUUUGUCUUGCAGCAGUUUUAGUUGUCUGUUAAAUCAUUUAGCUUUUUGUUACUGAGAAGGAGUGGUCACGUCUACAGGAACAGUCAGCCUGCUUCCUGCAUUUGUGUUUCUGUUUUUUGUGCACUGCGUGCUUCCAUGAAGGUGUCUUGUGCAGUGGUUUUUUUGUGCAUGGUAGAACUUAGAGACUCAGACCUUCACUUUUUUUUUCUUUGCUUAAAGCUUCUUCCAGGUCCAAAUGGGAAGAAGCAGUAAAAUAUUAGGCUCCAGAAACAUCAUUUUGCUUCCACGUCAGUGUUGCUGCUACUAUUAAAUAAAAAUGAGCCUGUGUGGCGUAGUACUAAGUGCCAUUCAGCACCAGGUGCUUGGGAUAAAUAUGCUCUGGACUAAAGCAUAUCCCCAUUUUGCUUUUUAAUAAUUUGUUACUAGUAAGAGAGUAGCUAUGGUUACAUCUGUUGGAGGAAAAUGGGUUAACUCAGGGAAGACUGGUCUCUGUCUCUGUCUCUGCCUCUUGAAUGGAUAGAUAGAUUAAUCUUGAACUUGACUGUGGUGGCUGUUUCCGUCUCUUUUUUUUUUUUCAAAUUCUCAGUAUCUUAAAUGAAAUCUGUCAAGAAAGAGCCCUCUGUGAUUCCUAGCAAGAACUCAGAGCUGCAACCACAAGAUCCCCACAUCAGCUUUUUUACAAAGGGAGGCAAAGAACAGUUUUUACAGCUCUAUAUAUUUUGAUGUAUUUGUCUCUCCUUCACACUUAUUUCUCAUCUCCAAAUUCUUCUUCAACUGGUGGUCAAAUUGCUAUUCCCAUGUGAGACGUAUUUUAUAUCACAUUGCUUUUUUCACUGGCAUGGUAUUUCCUUUGUAAGAUACCAUGAGUAAAUCAUCCACUUCAAGCUUAAAGGCCUGAGUUUAAAGGCCGAUUUUAGUAGUCAUUGUAGACAAGUGAUAAAAUGCAGAGAAUAGCAGCAAUAAAUAAGGUAUCUAUUCCCAUUUCUGAUCUUCAGUAUAUGCCUUUGGCAUGUGGUUAUGUGCCUAACUACCUUAGGUCACUCUGGCCAUCCAAGCCAUGCUUUUGACAGGAUGGGGAUAAUUUUGUGGUCAGCUACCUCCACUCAGUGGUAUCUUCAAAGAGGUUGCAGAGGUGCGGCUGACUGCCAGGGGCUGGGACUCGGUGGCUGCAUGAACACUAAGCAGCAGCUUAUUCCACAUACAGGUCUGUGAGUCCAGUCUAUUUGCUCCCCGUGCCAGGACGCAGCAGUGCUACUGUCCGGACAGUGCACAAAACCGUAGGUGAUUGAUUUUGGGUGCAGCAUGCAGGUGUUGAACGUAGGCCAGGCCUCUGCGGUUGGUGCCAAAUGAAGACUGCAGUAACAUCACAGGCAUCAGGGCGCAAGCUGCUUGGAGAGCUGUCAGAGGGCGGGGGAGCGGGGGCCUUAGGUCUGGAAAUCUUCACACCGGGAGGGGCCCAGCUGGGCUGGUGUGCGCGGUGUGCUGAUGCAGGGCAUCAUCGGUGAGGGCAUUUAUGAAGUCUUGAGGUAGUGUUUUGCAACGUGGCCCAGAGUGGAGUGUAUUACAGACCUCCAAAACAAGCAGAAGACUUUCCUUCAGCCUCUCUUGGAGAAAUCACCAGAUGGGAGAUUCAUGGUGGGUCUAGAGCCAAUCCUGGUGUCUGCUGAGAAUAUCUUACAAGGGAGAUCGAAGGGUGAGUGAGUGUAAGUGAGUGAGUGCUUAAGAUGAUGAAAGCAGGGCUGCACAGAGGAGACCGGAUCCUCUAUUCAGUCAUUGCAGCUUUGGACUGCAGUCACCACAUUGUAUUCUGUAGGAGGUAUAAAACUGAAGUGGAAUAGUAAAAAUGGGGGCUGUUUUAGAUCAAACACUCUCUUCAGUAAAUUGAAAGAAGCCUUCUGGAGUAGCUAAUGUAAACGGAUCUUUAGCUUAGAAGCCUCUGCUCUAACAUUUAAUAGUAAAUCAGACAUGAAUACUUGUUUUUGUGCACAAGCUAAGUCCAUGUUCAGUGCCUUCACUCUGGGCUGUCAGUGCUGCACGAAGCCCAGGGGGACAAAUGGUGCAGCCAGCAACACGGCACGUGUGGGGCAGCCGCUCUCCUCCGGCCGGUGGGUGCUGCGUUGCAGGACGAGCUGCGCUGCCCUUGGGUGGCAGUGGCACCGUCCCUGGGCGUGUGGACAGGAGCUAUCUUCACCUGGACCUUCAGCAUGGAAGUAACAAAAUUUAGCAAAGUAAAUCCAUGUGUUCAGAACAUUAAAGUGAUCACAGCAGUGUUUUAGCCAUCAUGAUCUAGGGAGAGGAAAGGUUGGGAUGAGAAGUAACAGCUGCUUUUGGAGCAGCUGGUUAAGUCUGCAGAGUGGACAAGCUUUUGGGCACAUGGGCAGACAGGUGGUAAAUGAACGAAGGCGUGUCGUCCCCUGUCACUCUCUGUUUUAAGGCAAAGAAAUGCUGACUGAUCCGAAGCAGAAAGCUGCACAGUUUCAGAUUUUUGACUGUUUCAAACCAGCGUCAAAGACCUUUGCAACUCCUUGGUUUCCACCAAGGUAGACAGUGGCCAGAAACUGUUGUAAAUUAUGUAAAAUUUAUUUUGUAUUCAGCUCGCCUAAAUCUACAGGCCAAAUUCAGCAGACAUCAUUUAAGUAUGUCAUUGCUCUCUCACAGCGGUAAUUUCAGUUUGAAAUUUGUGCUGAAUUUGUUAUUUUUGCACAUAUGUUUCAAUUCCCAAUGGAGGGGAAAAUGGAUUUUCUGCAUUUUCUUUAGUCAUUAUGCCAUGCUGACCUUGCUGUUUUGCUGCCCAGCAAUAUUUGCCUGUUGCCAUCUAAAAAAGUCACUGCAUUUUUCCAGCUUAUUGCUAACCCUAGAGCAGCUACUUUAUUGUCAUCUUCUGCAGAAGAUAAUAAGAUGAUACAUACACUGAUGUCCAGUCCCAAUUUUGUUUCUCCAUUGAGCCUCUUGUUCAAAGGUCUGGUUCCUGUUGCCAUUUCUUGUUUUCAGCAUUCAGAAUCCCAAAUACUUAAUUUAAACCAUCAGUCCUUGGUCUUGCACCUGGAGUAGCGUCAGGACACUGCUUGCCGGGUGAUGUCUCAGGAGGAUUUUUCAGUGGGGCUUUUUUGUUGUUGUUUUUUAAUGAACCAUUAGGAUUGCAGGCACAUUUGCCAUCUGCUGGAUGAAGUGAUAACUGCUGCAGGCUGUUCCCACUUUCCAGUGAUGGCUCCGCAGAAUGUGGAGAUGGGAUUUUGAGCAAAACUUCAGCAAUUAAUCCUCUGGGAAACCUGGAGCAGCUUCAUAUUCCUGUUCAGUGAUGGGGAAGCAGCCGGAGCUUCAGAUCAAAAUUAUCUGUGUUGGCUGAAUUUUACCUUUAGGUCUGUGACUUUUUCAGGGUCAUAGACAAAAGAAACUAGGAGGACAAAGAAAAUAAAGGCAAAAAAGUAAAAAAGUUUGCCAGACUUGACCUUACCUUCAGCUCCUGAAUGGAAGUUUGGGCCUUAAGUUAGAUCCAGAAGGAUGUUUGUUUUCCCAAGGAAAACUGUAGCCUGUAGUUUGAGCUGAUAUUGUUCAAAGCUGAUUUCCCAGUGUUACUUAUAUAGGAGCCUGUAGCACCUGUCUACUUUUUAAACGGUAGCAUAUUACAAGCUGAAAGGGCAAAUUCUGCUCACCCGUCCCCCUUCAGCUGUGCGUCACAUCUGGUAGCUUUAGUCUUAAGUUUUUUAUUUUCUUUAUUUUUAUUCCAGUCAAGACUUAAGCCCACACUGCAUUUGUCUUUCUACACACAGGCAUGAAAUAACAUCAUCCUUUCCCAAAAAGCCAAUUACUCAUCUACAGUCAGACAACAUGGGUGUUGCAGAGCAGCUUGUAGGAAGCAUUAGACACCUUAAGUGACAGACCUUUUGUUCAGUGAACAGUCUGAGAUAGUUGGGCUUGGUUUUCUGUUUGUUUUUUUAAACUUGACUCUUUAAACAUCUCCAAAGUUUGCUCCUCUGGGAGGACUGGCUUAAAACCCAUUAAGGCAGUGGGCUUUGGAGAAGCUUGGUAGUUUGAUCAAGCGGCUGUUCUUCAGUGUGGGUCGGGAAGUAGCACUGCCAUGUGCUUCUCCGACAAGGUCCCAGGCCCCUGCGCGUGCUGGCUGGGAGGACACCCACUGCCAUUCAUUAUUUGCAGAGGAGUGCAACACCUAAACUCCACACACACCUGUUGUCCUACUCUGAAUUUCCUUUUCCUGCUUCAAGCACAUAUUUAAACUGUUUCCAACUUUCUUUUUUGUUGUUUUUGUGUGUGCAUCAUAUACAUAUGUAUAGUAUAUAUACAGUAUGUAUGUUUA
This is a messenger RNA of Dromaius novaehollandiae (emu), 11096 nucleotides long. RefSeq names its product PALM2 and AKAP2 fusion (gene PALM2AKAP2). The transcript has 11 exons. Gene Ontology annotation, biological process: regulation of cell shape. Gene Ontology annotation, cellular component: membrane. The record is from RefSeq and is a predicted model, not a curated record. Bases 471 to 4547 code for a protein of 1358 amino acids. Lineage: Eukaryota; Metazoa; Chordata; Aves; Casuariiformes; Dromaiidae.